Molecule: messenger RNA, 597 nt
Organism: Desarmillaria tabescens
Lineage: Eukaryota; Fungi; Basidiomycota; Agaricomycetes; Agaricales; Physalacriaceae
Exons: 5
Coding region: 1-597 (198 amino acids)
Source: RefSeq, a predicted model, not a curated record
AUGGUUACUGUCGCCUCCUCCAGCCGCCGAUAUCCCUGCGAUGAGUGCGUCAAGUCGUUCACAAAGAAAUGCGACUUGAAGCGCCACAAGGUACUCCAUAUGUCGAAAGAGGAGCAAGAGAAAAGGAUGUUCAAAUGUCCUCAUUGCCCGACAAUGACCUUGCAAUUAUCCAACCUAAACGCACAUAUAUAUCGUCGACAUAAGGACAAGAUCUGCCGUGAGCCCGACGGUGAUUUCGCGACGGCAGAUCCUGGGGAUUUCAGUCGGAACAAGCGAGGUCACAGUCUGGUCCCCAAGCCACGCCAAGGACACCAACAUACCCUCGUCAUCAACCCCAGACCCAGCGGUGCCAUACUGUCACCGUCGCCUACGCCCCCUGCUACUACCCAACAAUGGCUUUCAUCUACCACAUCGAUCGGCACCCCGACCCCUAGCUCGCUGGCCAGUCCCGUUUUCAGCACCGUGGCAACGUCUUCAUAUCUCCCUACGCCUUCGCGUAGCCCUACCCCACCCUCUCCCCUUGGUCCUUCAGCGACGCUGUUUAUAGUGGGGCCCAAGGAGUACCAGUUACGUCCAAUGAUACAUGGCAACUAUUAG